Molecule: messenger RNA, 2275 nt
Organism: Rattus rattus (black rat)
Lineage: Eukaryota; Metazoa; Chordata; Mammalia; Rodentia; Muridae
Gene: Cnih3
Product: cornichon family AMPA receptor auxiliary protein 3
Exons: 6
Coding region: 960-1496 (178 amino acids)
Biological process (GO): regulation of AMPA receptor activity; vesicle-mediated transport
Cellular component (GO): synapse; dendrite
Source: RefSeq, a predicted model, not a curated record
GGGCGGCAAGUUUCCUACAAGAGGAGGGCGCGCACCGCGUCUCCUCCCCGGUCCCCCGCCGCCGCAGUCUCCGCCUGCGGGGAGGGCGCGCUCUGGAGCCGGCAAGGGUGGGGCGCCGCGAGGGAGGGGUCCCAGCGCCGCAAUCCUCGCGGCGCCCGCGACAGCAGCAGCAGCAGCAGUAGCAGCAGCAGCAGCAGGUGGAGCCCCGCUCAGCUGCGAGCAGCACUUGGCCGGAAACCUGCGCCGCAGCCGCCCGGCUGGGAGCUGGCCAUCUAGGCUGGAGCCCACGCCGUCCCGGUCCGACCCAGUUUCCCAGGCACCGGGUUACCGAAGCCGGCGGCCGGGGGGACGCGGUUGGGGCCGGGGACGGAUGCAUCUCAGUGCGCAUAGCUGCGCUGGGAGACCCUAGCCCGGGGCGCAGGGCUAACGGGACCUGGCCCACCUCGGCCACCUAAAGACUUGUGCUCUGGGGACAGAGCAGCUGUGGGAUCCGGAGCCCGGGCACCUGGCCGGGCACUGUUGAAGUCUGGGUGGCGUGCUCGCCCCACCUCUUUGCUUGGGCACGGACAGAGAGGGCUCUUUCCAGGGGACCAGACCUCCUUGCCUGGUCCUGAGUGGAGUCCUCGCACCCGAUGUCUGUUGGUCUGGAGAACCUCUUUAGUUGACACCGGUCUGGAGGUGUUCUUUGUUGGUUAGGUUUCUUCUUCGGCUAGGGGAACAGUUGUCGCCAGUGACAUUCUGUGCCUAUGGGCGCUCCAGGUCCUGGAUCUCCAGCCUUGCCGGAAUCGUCCUGGCUUCGCUGACCCUCAACUCUGUCUCUGCUAGUCGUGGGUGCUCCUAGCCGUUUGUUUGUUUUUUGACGAGACUGUGCAGACUACACAUCUUUCUGGCUCUCAUUUGGGAAGGCACUGGUCUCCAAGGAGCGGCUUUGUGUGUGGUGGGAUCAGUGGUCCUCAGCCAUGGCCUUCACUUUCGCUGCUUUCUGCUACAUGCUGUCCCUGGUGCUCUGCGCUGCGCUCAUCUUCUUCGCUAUCUGGCACAUAAUCGCCUUCGAUGAGCUAAGAACGGAUUUCAAGAGUCCCAUAGACCAGUGCAACCCUGUCCAUGCGAGGGAACGGCUGAGGAACAUCGAACGCAUCUGCUUCCUUCUGAGAAAGGUCAGAGGGGUCCCCCAGGUGGACAGAGGAAGGGUCAGAGAAAGGGGUCGUCGGCUGGUGCUGCCAGAGUACUCCAUCCACAGCCUCUUCUGCAUCAUGUUCCUGUGUGCGCAGGAGUGGCUCACGCUGGGGCUCAAUGUUCCUCUGCUUUUCUAUCACUUCUGGAGGUAUUUCCACUGUCCAGCAGAUAGCUCAGAACUAGCCUACGACCCACCAGUUGUCAUGAAUGCCGACACCUUGAGCUACUGUCAGAAGGAGGCCUGGUGUAAGCUGGCCUUCUACCUCCUCUCCUUCUUCUACUACCUGUACUGCAUGAUUUACACCUUAGUGAGCUCCUAACUCAGACCCUGCUGGUGGAGAGACCGAGGCUGGGAACCACUGCAGUUGUGGCUAGCGGAGCACCAGGUGGGGAUGAUGGAGAGACCCGGCUGGCAGAGACUGAAUGGAAGGAACGGAGUCGCACCACGGACAGGGCCGUGUUACCCAUGCAUAUGCGUUUCUGCCUUCGCCUUUCACCUCCCACAUGGGUUGCAGAGCCCCCCUGAGCAUGGGGGUGGCAGCCUGUAGCUGAUGAAACAUUCAACCUCCGGAGAUGCGGUUACUUUCUUCAUCCACUUCUUCACUGGGCAGCAGAACGGUGCGAGUUCACACGGAGAGCUCGACCAGAGGGUAGAAAUGAGGCCAGAAGCCGGGAAGGUGUCAAUCAAGGAACAGAAUGGCUCUGGGUCAGUGCCAGAUCUUCAGGGAUGGCUGAGACCCACAAGGACACCAUGGGCUGCCCAAGACUCUUGUCAUAUUUUUUCCAGAGCUGUGGCCACAUGCUUUGCUCAGUGCAAAGCUAAAAGCCACAGGGACUGCCCUGAGCCACCUCUCAUGUCACUUUUAUGCUCUUUGUCUGGGAGCCUGGGCAUUGGCUUCCUGAGCUGGGUGUGGGCAGCAAGUCCUAUCCAGUGGGAACUGGGGAGGGGAGAAAAUGGAUUUCUAAAACGUUUGCAACAUGUCCCAGGUGUGAGUUCUUCACCAUCCCAAGAUGUAUUCUGCUGCUGUACCAAAAAUGCAUCAGUCAGUACAUGCCUGUUAGCUGUCUGGCAUGAGCCAAAGCCUAAAAAAAAAAAAAA